Messenger RNA from Neodiprion fabricii, 800 nucleotides. RefSeq lists its product as uncharacterized. Lineage: Eukaryota; Metazoa; Arthropoda; Insecta; Hymenoptera; Diprionidae. The transcript has 3 exons. The record is from RefSeq and is a predicted model, not a curated record. The coding region runs from base 79 to 486 and encodes 135 amino acids.
UCAGCUUUGGUCCGGCUGCGCACGGAGCUGGUCGUAUUUCAAUACAACAAUAACCGAUUGCCAAUAACUAGUUCCAUAAUGAUUCGUUUCUGUAACCGAAGGUGGGCAGCCUUUGUCUGUAUACUUGCGGUCUCGAUUGGAGUAUUGCACGGCAUGUCACACGUUGAAUUUUACGAAUAUUACUCCCGAUUUUUGGAUGACAUCGAUAGACUGUGUGAACUGAGUGUUGACUACAUCUCGUAUGUCAUUACGCGGCUGCUGAGCAGUAAAAAAACUGAUAAAUUGCAGAUGGUUAACGAGCAUUACAACCUGAUGGUUCAGAGAGCUAAGCCCUUGUUCACGCUUUUCGACGAAGACAUACGGAGGCUUAUCAUAUUCACAGACAACUUGGAGAGCAUAGAAAUGGUCAAGAAGUUCCUUUACUCUUACUUCAGACAGAGUGCAAUCAACUUGAUCGAUCACUUGAAACGGGUCUACAACUUGUGACAAUGCCUGUAGCUUAACAGAUUUCUACCGUGUUGAAAUUGAUGAGUCUUCUUAGACGUGCAAGUUAAGAUUUCACAUUUGAAUACGGCAGCUUGUUAUUUUUGAUUGGAUUACCAGGUGACGUUCGUUCAAUUUCUAUACGGCUACGAUGGUAAGCCAGAUAGCUCAGCUGCUCACAAAUAUAUUACUAAGUGAAAUGUAGAUAGAGAGAAACCUUCCUACGAUUUGUCAGCUAGAAUCGCAACGUCGUUUCCUUCUUACAGGUGGCACUACAAAUUUUUCUGUAAAUCAAUAAAUCGUUGUGGAAAAACAUA